CUUUUUAGUACAUUGACCUGGGGAUUUUGUAUUACUCACAACAUGUUUUUUUAUUGUUAUCAGCCGGUUUAUCAUCACAGAAGAAGUGUGAUUUAUGGGAUCAUUUUGAUCGUAAAUUAUUGAUUUGAGGUGCUAGCCAAGAUGAAAGCCUCAAAUUUUCAAUCAUCAAAGGCCCAAGCUGCUUCAAAUUUACCUACUACACCACAGAAAGAAUCUGAAAAGAAAGCUAAGUUGGCUGCCAUCUACCAAGCUUUGAACUCUGACCCAGUUGAUAUUGCAGCUCUUCGUAAACAUGCCAUAAGCAAGGGAGGACUGCUGAAUGAUGAAGUUCGGCGUAAAGUUUGGCCAAAACUUCUUAACAUCAAUGUACAUGAUCAACAUAAAAAAAAGCUAGCCCCUGAUAUUACCAAACACCGGGAUUACAAUCAAGUUAUUCUUGAUGUAAACAGAUCUCUAAAAAGGUUUCCAAGAGGAAUGAAAGAUGAUCAACGUGAAGUGCUUCAAGAACAGUUAACUAAUAUAAUCGUGCAGGUGUUAAUUCGACAUAAGCAGUUGCAUUAUUACCAGGGUUAUCAUGAUAUAUGCGUGACAUUUCUGUUAGCUGUUGGAAAGGACAUGGCUCUGUCUAUUAUGGAUGUUUUAUCAAUUCACCACUUUAGAGAUUUCAUGGAUUCUACUAUGGAUAGGACAAAGCACAUGCUAAACUAUCUCUUCCCAAUUAUUCGUAAAGGGAGUCCAGUGUUGCACGACUUCAUGCAAAAGUCUGAAGUUGGAACCGUUUUUGCAUUGGCGUGGUUGAUCACAUGGUAUGGUCAUGUAUUAAAUGAUUACAAGAGCAUUGUGCGGUUGUACGACUUCUUCCUAGCUUGUCACCCGUUAAUGCCAGUUUACUUAGCAGCUGCAAUUGUGCUCUACCGAGAGAAAGGUGUGCUUGAGCAAGAUUGCGAAAUGGUGUAUGUACACAGCUUUCUUUCCAAAAUUCCACAAGACCUUCCAUUUGAGCACCUGAUAAUCAAGGCUGGAGACUUAUUUGUGCAAUAUCCACCUUCUGAGAUGGCAAAGGAGGCCAGACUUCAGUACAAACAAAGUACUACAAUAUCCAAGCACGGUGAUUUUGAAUCGGCUGUUGAGCAUCAACGACCAGAUGCCAUCCUACAACUGAUGCGAGAGCAGAGUAGACGCAACAGUUUUCCAUCUUUCAGAACUCAGAGCAGUCGAGCUGUGAAGGUUGCGGUGUGGGCGCUGUCAACGGCGGUUGGUGUUGCUGCCCUUGCUGUUCUUAACACGGCUGCGGAGUUUUGGGUAUGACGCAAAUAAUUACUCUAUAUUGAAGUGUAUAAGCUGUGAUAAAAGGAGCUACACACCUUGUUGCAAUACAUUUUAACAUUUGAUGCUCAUCAUAUUGACUCCCAGCUUGUAGUUGUGAUCAAUUUCAAGCUAACUAUUGUAUUCUACCAGCAUAAUGCUGUGUCGCUGGCAAUUUAGCGCAGCGGGGAUGGUUUGGUUUACCAACCUCAAGGUCAAGGUUUCUUGCUAUGCACUUUGCUGAUGUCCUUGAGCAGGGCAUUUAUAUCUGCAUUGCUUCUCUCCACCCAGGAGUAUAAAUGGGUACCUGGUAAGGUUGACUGCUGCAGCGCAAAUGGCAGCAAGACUUAAGCAUGUGGACCCAGUGACCAGGGAAAACAAAUGCUUUGUAUUAAACCUAAAGGGUGCUAUAUAAAUACAGUACCAAAAAACAAGUAAAAAUAACAAAACAACAGUAAUGCGAAACCACUCUACUGUAAAUUUUAAUCUCAAAUGUUAGGCUUACUAUACUGUCCUGGAGCUAUAACCAAUUACACAUAAGCCUUGCCAAUAAAUGCUUUUGUACUCCUGUGGUUGCCUGUAUGUAAAUGAUAUGCAAAUGAGCAUCAUUGCCACAAAAAGGUCUGUAUAUGACUGUAGCUGUGUUGGUACAAUUUGGUACUGCUUAAGUGGUGUAAGUAAAUAAUAUAUAUUUAAUAUUGCUAGAUACUUUAUCUUAUUGUAAAUGACAAAGAUUAUGAAACCAAUAUAGAAAUUUAUCUAGAAACGAAAUUGUGUAAUUACGAAGUAAAUCAUGAAUAUUUAUGUUUGAUAAAAACAAGCUUAAAUCCUGAAAUCAGAAUCUUGAUUGUCCUGAUGUUACGUUUUUUAAUUACAUUGUGUCUAGAGGUACGGUACCAUAUGUUAUUCGGUAAGGGUUGGCAACAGGUAGGAACACUCACCACUGGCAAGAUAGCAAAUGGGAACGUAUUCCUAGCCACUGCCUUGUAAUUAUUCUAUGUAUAAAUAUGUUUUUGUUUAUAAUUAUUGAAAUUCUUCAAAAGGAACCAUUAGACUUAUAUAAGCCUUGAUAAUAUAAUCAAAAACAACAAAGGGCGGUUACAGAGUUAAAAUGUCUUAAAAUAUCUGUACUAAAAAUAAUUAUAACUUUAUUGGCAGGGAGAAAUAAACAGGCUUUGGCCCCUUAAGAACUAUUAAAAUAUGACUGAAAUAAUAGCCUACUACAAAGUUGGUCUAAAUUCUAAUUUUUAUUGAAGACCUCUGAAAAUAUAAAUUUAACAACCACACCUGUGAAUCAUACUCCUAUGAUAGAGUAGGGCUGGGGUAGGUAGCACUCCCUAACAAAAAAUCUGCCUCUGAAAUAAAACUAGUUUUAUUUAAUAUUUUGUUUCUACUGUGUAUAACACAAUAUAAAGCGUUGUUUUAAGGAUCUGUGACUAUUGGCCAUUAUCUUAGCCCAUGUUUUGUAAACUUUACUUCAGAAUUAACAGUACUAAGUUAAGUCAUAGUUAUGACUGCAUGUUUCAAUUAUCUCUUCUAACCCAGAUUGUGUAGAGCAUUGGUUCCUACUGUUUGAUCCCCUAUUUUGAAAUGACCCAAGGCCUGUAUUUUAGAGCUCGCAAAUCAUGGUAUUUUUUUACGGUGGUGUUUAAAAUUCUUCAUGUGUUUUGCAACCCUCAGAAACUUUUUAGUGACAUAAAUUUGGGUCAUGACCUAUAGUUUUAAAAUCAAAGUUGUGGUGGGUACACAACCUAUGUUCUGAUAUUUUAAGUACUUAAAUUUAGCUUUCAUUCUUUUCUUUUUAAAGAAAACAAAAUGAUGCAAUUAUGUUACAAUUUAUAAAAAUUUUAAUUACAAUAAUUAAUUUGAAAACUCAGGAAAUUACAAAGUAUAUAUGAUUUGGUUCUUAAUACUGUAACUGUAAUGAAACUAUAAAUAUGAUGUUUACCAUUUUAUGUUGACUGUAUUUUACGGUGAUACAUACAUGUGAUUACUGGAUAAGAGAGUAUAUUGCUGUUAACUGUUUUAUGAGUGUUUAUAUAAUUAUGUUGAUUAUUCUCUGGCUAAUAUUAUAUAAUUUUAUACGUUUAUGAUCAUGCUCAUAGUCACUGCAAUGUUUGUGCAAUAUGUCUGAUAUCAGCAUGAUGAGAUAUUGGCAAGGAUUUUUUUUCUUCAACUUCAUAAAUCAAGUAAAUGUUUAUGAUUAAAAAACAAAUUAAUUUCUAA
Anneissia japonica is the source of this 3531-nucleotide messenger RNA. RefSeq names its product TBC1 domain family member 20-like. Gene Ontology annotation, biological process: positive regulation of GTPase activity; endoplasmic reticulum to Golgi vesicle-mediated transport. The transcript has 10 exons. Lineage: Eukaryota; Metazoa; Echinodermata; Crinoidea; Comatulida; Comatulidae. The record is from RefSeq and is a predicted model, not a curated record. Gene Ontology annotation, cellular component: endoplasmic reticulum membrane. Gene Ontology annotation, molecular function: GTPase activator activity. The coding region runs from base 142 to 1308 and encodes 388 amino acids.